AUUAAAUUAUUAUUUCCAAAGGCAAUCGUUUUUCGCGGUAAACAACUCUCGAAGGUGCUCGGCACCGAUUUAAAUUACAUAAAUCGCGUACAUGAGGGCAGCAUAGAGGCAGCGGCGCCAGCAGCUCCUGGCUCCAGGAUCCCCAGGCGACUGCAGGGCCGGGCACGCACGCAAUCCUUGCCAGCAGGCGGCAGCACACCAAUUAGCCAGAUUUCUCGAGUACGUCAUCGCCGGGCCCGAAAUAAUUUGCAUAGCGGCGGCAAGCCAAGAGCAGGCCGGAGAGCAAAGUCGCAUUUGCAUUGUUCGAUGACGUGCGGCACAACUAUUAAUACGGAGGCCGAGAAUCACAUCAACAAAAGGCACGGGCACGGGCACAGGCACAAUGAAUUCAGCUCGCGAGAUCCGCCAGAUAGCAGAAAUUAACUUAACAAAGGCUGGUGCCAGCGCGUGAUGUCCGGUUAGCACCUUUAAUUUGGUUACAUUUUGGAUUGGACUGAUUAGAAGCAACGCCAGCAUGCAGCACAGCACGGCGGGCAGCGAGGAGCGAAUAACCAGCACCACCAGCAGCCCACGAUCCGGCCACAAGUCCGCUGGCUCCCUGUUCGGUUUGCUGAGCAAGCGGCCCAGCAAGGUAGAGCCGCAUCCCGUGACCCCCGAAUCGCCAAGAUCGCAGCAGAGACCCGUUUCUGCUUGCGGUCAGUAUGACGUCAGCUUUGCCAAGUGCAAUGCUGAGUCUUCGGGAAACCACCUGAACAACAACAGCAGCAGCAACCAUAAGAGCCAAACUCUGCCGCUGGAAAAGUCGCACAGCGGAUUGAUCAGCUUCCACCGGCGGACAAAGCCGCCUGCCUCGAAGGGCAAGAAUCACUCUCAUCGCCACAGCACAGAUGCGGGCUCCCAAAGUGAUGGCGGUGCUGAUGUGGUCAUGCGACGCAAAUCGCCCAAGCAUCGGUCGCCGAACCACAACAGGUUUAGCCACCAGUUCAGCCUGUGUUGCAAGGCGGAAAAGAAGCCAUUGACGCCACCAGUGACUGUGCGCUAUAACUCCAUACCGGAUGGCAACAGCGUUCUGAGACGAGAUAAUCUCUCCUUAAGCUGGAGCAUGGUGGACAACAACUCGGUGUCGCUGCAUUCCAGCGAGGGAUCUUCGCAGCGGCCGCGGCCAUCAAGCGAGUGCGCAAGUGCCCCCGAGUCACCGGUGGCCAGUAAAACGUUCUUUGCGCAGUGUAGCAGUGCUGCCGCCAAUGCCUCAGUGACCAGGAGCGAGAGCCUUCAGCAUCGGUCACCUAUCAGACCCAUCGCCGUGUCCGCCUGUCGUUCUCGACUGCGGCUUAAGCUUUUUCCACCCGGUCAGGAACUGCCGCCCUUGCACGCCGCUGAGGAGCCGGGGGAUAUAAAGAGAGCUACCACGCCACAGCACAUGUCCUCGCCUAAUAUUGCCACCCAACCCGAUGGAAUCGAACCGAUGCAGGACCAGGCCGGGGUGCGUUUCAUGUCCCACGAGAACAUGACCCUUCAACGACAAGGAUCGGGCUCAAAUCUGGCCCGACAGACCCUGAUGGCGGCGCAUGCCUUGAACCUUAUCCCAGCGGAGAAGGCAAGGGAACGGAGCUUCCUAGAUGGCAGGCUGGGAUCUACCUCGCUGCUCGGUCCCAGCGAACUGAGCCGCGUGCUGCCCCAGAAGGAGGUCACUAUCUUCGUAGGCACAUGGAACAUGAACGGACACAGUCCACCCAAACAGCUGAACGAUUUUGUGCUGCCGCCAAAUGUCGAGCAUGUUCCUGACAUAGUGGUGAUGGGAACCCAGGAGUCCAGCCCGGAUCGUUUCGAGUGGGAAGUCAUGAUACAGGAGACACUAGGACCGUCGCACGUGCUCUUUCACUCAACGACACUGGGCACUCUCCACCUGGCUGUGUACAUGAGGCGGGAUCUCAUCUGGUAUUGCUCGGCGCCGGAGGAUGCCUCGAUGUCGGUGCGCACGGGAUCAGCUUUUCGUACAAAGGGAGCGGUUGCCAUAUCCUUUUGCCUUUUUGGCACUUCCAUGCUGUUUGUGACCUCGCAUUUGACAGCGCACCAGCAGAAGGUGAAAGAGCGAGUAUCGGACGUGAAGCGGAUUAUUAAUGCCUUGGAUCUGCCUCGGAAUCUGCCGAAUUUGCGGCACAAGAAUAAGGAUGUAACGCAGAACUUUGAUAAUGUUUUCUGGUGCGGAGAUUUAAACUUCCGGCUGAGUGAGCCACGAGAGAAGCUGCUAGAGUGGAUACAGAAUACGAAGUUCCCGCUGCCAUCGCACCUACCACACGGCUACAUGCACACGGAUCAGUUGUCUUCCGUGCUGGCCGAUGGAGCCGCCUUCCGUGGAUUCAUGGAGGCGAACAUUACAUUUCCACCCACGUACAAGUAUGAUCCGGGCAGCCAGAACUUUGACACCUCGUCUAAGCAGCGUGCACCCGCCUAUACGGACCGCAUCCUCUACAAGUAUCGCCAGAUGCAAGGCCUUGUCAUCCGUCGUCAAACCCUUGUUCCGGGAGUGUCUACGCCAACGCAACCCUAUGUCCAGUGUCUGCUUUACGACUCGGUACCGUCGAUAACCACCUCGGACCACAAGCCGGUUUGGGCGCUCUUCCGAACCCUCAUCCGGGCCGGAACCGAUGCAAUACCCCUGGCUGCUGGCCUGUUCAGCCGUGACAUUUACCUAGAGGGAAUGCGACGACGCUUGAAUAACCAAUACAGCGGUGCCUCGGCCGUUUGUGUGCUGCAGUAAGCCAAGGAGAAGCUAAGCCAAGCUGGGAAGAGUGGUUCUUACCCAACCCUCAGUGGAAUCUGUUUAGUCAUUUACUGGAAUCUCAAAGUGCUAGUCAAAGCUUGCCAACGGUUGUGCGACGCCUUUGUAUUACCCCGAUUAGAUUGUUACCUAGCGCGCUGUCGGAUGCCGAAAAAACGUGUUACCCCGCAAUGCUGAGGUAGUUCGUAGGCGCUGCCUUUCGCCUUGAGGCCUUAGUCGUAAUACGUUCCUUGUGAGAUUAUUGAAUGCAUAUACUCAAGCAGCAAUUCUGUACCUCUACUCAAAAGCACAAGCUUAGUCCGUAGUUAUGAAUAAAUCUGUUAGCUGAAACUAGUCAAAUAUUGAAGUGAAAUUGAGGAAAGAAUACUUUGAAUAUGUAAUCUAAACUAGCAGUAAAUACACUAUACAAAUCUAGCGAA
Messenger RNA from Drosophila serrata, 3201 nucleotides. It is a transcript of the gene INPP5E, whose product is annotated as Inositol-3-phosphate synthase. Gene Ontology annotation, molecular function: phosphatase activity. The record is from RefSeq and is a predicted model, not a curated record. Gene Ontology annotation, biological process: phosphatidylinositol dephosphorylation. NCBI's taxonomy places the organism in Eukaryota, Metazoa, Arthropoda, Insecta, Diptera, Drosophilidae.